AUGGCGAAUGUACAAGCAGGCCAAGGUGUUCCACAAACGACGGGUGUGGCUCAGUCCUCUCAAAUCCAACAGUCUGCUAUUGACGUGGAUCCAAUAGCAAAGUUUCAACUGCUUCUGCCAACUCUGAAACAUUCUCUUGUGAACUUGAUGAAGAUUUCUAGCCAAGUGUUGCAACAGAACGGUUUUACAGAUGGAGGCAGGGGUAAAUUAAGUGAGAGCCCAUCCCCUCAACAGAAAUUUGAGAAGAGCCUUGAGGAGUUUUAUUCCAUCUGUGAUCAGAUUGAAGUCAACUUGAGGCUUGCUUUGGAGACACACUGUGAGAUAGCAGACAGUGUUAAAAACACCCCAGUGCCACUGCAUGGACAGAAGCUAGACUCGACUGUAUCACACGAUGGACAGACCUCUCAGUCUGGCCUUUAUUCACAGUACCUGACUAUUGUCCAAGCUCAGAUCAACUGUGCCAAGGAACUUCAUGAAAUGCUUACAGAAAGUGCCAGAAAAUUGGGGGAAAGUUGAAGAGUGCCAUUCUAAAGGUGUGCUUUCUCUAACAUGAAACCUGUCAGAUACGGUGUAGUUGGCAUGGUCAUACCAGCAAGUGGAUGUCCGACAAAGAAGACUGGAGAUGAAGCAGACAGGAGUCAAUGCUUAAAACAGGAUGAAAGACAGAUUGAGGAGGCUGUUGUCCCUUAAAUUCAUGCAAAUUUCGUCUUGUUAGCACAUCAAAAGACUGUGUCUUGUCCAGGACCCACUCUUUAGUGGCGCUAUAGCUACUGUGUUAUUGAAACCAGUUUAGACAAGGACUGUUAAUCUUUGUUGGCCUACUUUGUCAGUAAUAGAUGUAUCUGUCAGUCUUAUAUGCCUGCUUUGUCAGUAAUGCAUGUAGCUCAGUGUUGUAUACCUACUUUGUCAGUAAUGCAUGUAGCUCAGUGUUGUAUUCCUACUUUGUCAGUAAUGCAUGUAGCUCAGUGUUGUAUACCUACCUUGUCAGUAAUGCAUGUAGCACAGUGUUGUAUUCCUACUUUGUCAGUAAUGCAUGUAGCUCCGUCUUGUAUGCCUACUUGUCAUUAAUGCAUAUAGCUCAGUCCUGUAUGCCUACUUUGUCAGUAAUGCUCUGUCUUAUAUGCCUACUUUGUCAGUAAUACCUGUAGCUCUCAGUCUUGUAUGCCUACUUUGUCAGUAAUGCAUAUAGCUCAGUCUUGUAUGCCUACAUUGCCAUUAAUACCUGUAGCUCUCUGUCUUAUAUGCCUACUUUGUCAGUAAUACCUGUAGCUCUCAGUCUUGUAGGCCUACUUUGUCAGUAAUGCAUAUAGCUCAGUCUUGUAUGCCUACAUUGCCAUUAAUACCUGUAGCUCUCUGUCUUAUAUGCCUACUUUGUCAGUAACACCUGUAGCUCUCAGUCUUGUAUGCCUACUUUGUCAGUAAUGCAUAUAGCUCAGUCUUGUAUGCCUACAUUGUCAUUAAUACCUGUAGCUGUCUGUCUUAUAUGCCUACUUUGUCAGUAAUACCUGUAGCUCUCAGUCUUGUAGGCCUACUUUGUCAGUAAUGCAUAUAGCUCAGUCUUGUAUGCCUACAUUGCCAUUAAUACCUGUAGCUGUCUGUCUUAUAUACCUACUUUGUCAGUAAUACCUGUAGCUCACAGUCUUGUAUGCCUACUUUGUCAGUAAUGCAUAUAGCUCAGUCUUGUAUGCCUACGUUGCCAUUAAUACCUGUAGCUGUCUGUCUUAUAUGCCUACUUUGUCAGUAAUACCUGUAGCUCUCAGUCUUAUAUGUCUAUUUUGUCAGUAAUGCAUGUAGCUCUCAGUCUUGUAGGCAUACUUUGUCAGUAAUGCAUAUAGCUCAGUCUUGUAUGCCUACAUUGCCAUUAAUACCUGUAGCUCUCUGUCUUAUAUGCCUACUUUGUCAGUAAUGCAUAUAGCUCAGUCUUGUAUGCCUACAUUGCCAUUAAUACCUGUAGCUCUCUGUCUUACAUGCCUACUUUGUCAGUAAUACCUGUAGCUCUCUGUGUUAGAUGUCUGUUUUGUCAGUAAUGCAUGUAGCUCUCAGUCUUGUAUGCCUACUUUGUCAUUAAUACAUGUACCUGUCACUCAUCCAAAAUACACUUAGUGGUUUUCACUUUCAUUGUAUAGAUGACACGGGAAAAAAGAUGUUUUUUCCAUCUUUGGUAUGGUUUAAAGCAUUUUGAAAUCAGAAUGAAAACAUAUGAUGAACAGUUGUUCUGUACAAAUGCCCAUUGUCUUUCAUAUGACGUAGAGGUUGUCCAGUAUGUGUAUGUCAUGUUAAAAAAUCUUCCCUCAGGAGAACAAGCAUCACUGUGUCAAUUUGUGUGCUCCCAUUGGGAGUGAGCAAUGACUUGGGCUAUCAUUAAAAAGUUGUCUGUUGUGAGUAACAAGCCAUUCUGAUAUUUGCCAAUUCGUAAAGUUCAAAGUAUUACUGGACACUUAAACUGUCAUACUGUAUUUAAAGACAAGACAAGACACAUUCUGAUAGCUUUUCCAGAGAAAAAAUCUGAACUGAAAGCUAUAUGCAUAGCUAUGAGCACUCAGGUUCUUGGCAAGGAGCAGGAGGUGAUAAUCGAACUAAAUUUUGCAAAAUACUGAUUUUUGCCGUUUCAUAAAAUACUACGGCAGGACAUUGACACUGUCAUAUCUGAAGACUAGAUGCAUGUUGAUUACUUUUCCAGAAAGAACGUUUUCCUAAAAGCUGUACUUUUUGUACUAAACUUAGCUUCAAUGCUUAUCUCUCCAGAGUAGAUCCUCUUUGUUUUCACGUCCAGUGGUUCAGGCACGUGAUAACAUAGGCUGCUAAUGAUUGACUCGGAGCAGCAAAAGUAUGAAUUUUUCAUUUUUUUAUGUUAAAAUCUUUUUUUAUACAUACCUCACCUGGGUUAAACGGUCUUUGCUUUCACGUCCAGUAUUAUAGUCACGUGACCAAAGAGUGUGCUGAUGAGAGCAACUUAGACAUCACAGCAAAACUAUGAAU
Liolophura sinensis is the source of this 2979-nucleotide messenger RNA. RefSeq names its product mediator of RNA polymerase II transcription subunit 29-like. The transcript is spliced from 4 exons. Gene Ontology annotation, biological process: regulation of transcription by RNA polymerase II. Gene Ontology annotation, cellular component: mediator complex. Gene Ontology annotation, molecular function: transcription coregulator activity; transcription factor binding. The coding region runs from base 1 to 516 and encodes 171 amino acids. The record is from RefSeq and is a predicted model, not a curated record. NCBI's taxonomy places the organism in Eukaryota, Metazoa, Mollusca, Polyplacophora, Chitonida, Chitonidae.